This is a messenger RNA of Amoebophrya sp. A120, 641 nucleotides long. The record is from the annotation of a GenBank genome assembly. Lineage: Eukaryota; Dinophyceae; Syndiniales; Amoebophryaceae.
AGGCGAGUCGGUCACCUAUAUCCUGGACACUAAGCAGCUAUUGGCCUCGCUCUCCGAACGCCGAUCGUACUGUUCUAGUCCCAGAGCGACCAUUUUUUGUGCUUGUGAUUUGUCGUUGCACAGUUUGUAAUGUCAAGAGUAGAAGACCUCCCUUGCUGCAGAUCCAGCAACGAUGGUGGUCUUCUGUUUGUUAUGCAAAACCGGCACGGCGCGUGUCGUCCUUGCGAUGUAUUUUUUUUUUUCGCCGUAGCUUUAUAUUUUCUCAUUUACAUUUUUCGACUUUGAUUUUUGGGUACUAUCUUCCUUCUUGUUUGAAUGAAUUAAGAAUAACAUCUUCAUAAAAAUGAUCAUAUAUCAGUCGUGCUUUUGACGAUACCGGUAGACGGCUUAAUUGCUGAACAUGAAAAUGUUUGUUUGUAUGGAUGUUCAUGCGUGCCUUUUCUAGAUUAUAGCGCUACACCAAGAUCGAUGUUGUUACAGUUACUUGAAUUUUUUGAUGAAAUGCCACUGCUCUGUUUUUCUGACAUUACAACCGUACGUAUCAUCUGUGUAUCGCUCCAGUGACUACCGCCAGUGGAGCAACUACUUUUUGUGAAUUUCGUUUUCGGGUGAAUCGAGGUCGUGCACCUUCGCAAAAGGAC